GGGCGCGAGCGGUGCGGUAUUUGAAUCGGCGACCGGGCCGUGAGAAGUGAGCAGCGAGACCCUGAGACUCCCAACGGCGCCGCGGACUCCGGUGGCUCCCCCAGUCCGCACUUCCCAGCGCGGCCCUCAUGGCGCUGCUCCGACGCCCGACGGUGUCCAGUGAUUUGAAGAAUAUUGACACAGGAGUUAAUCCGAAAACUAAGAGCCAUGUGACUAUCCGGCGGGCAGUUUUAGAAGAAAUUGGGAAUAAAGUUACAACCCGAGCAACCCAAGUGGCUAAGAAACCUCAGAACAUCAAAAUACCAGUUCAGCCCCCCAAAGUGACAAAUGCCAACAAACAGCCAAAACCUACUGCUUCCGUGAAGCCGGUGCAGAUGGAAAAGGAUCCUUUGCCUGCGCCUGAGGAUGUCUCCAUGAAGGAAGAGAACCUCUGCCAAGCUUUCUCUGAUGCUUUGCUCUGCAAGAUUGAGGAUAUAGAUAACGAGGACUGGGAGAACCCUCAGCUCUGCAGUGACUACGUGAAGGACAUCUACCAGUAUCUCAGGCAGCUCGAGGUUUUGCAGUCCAUCAACCCGCACUUCUUAGACGGAAGAGAUAUAAACGGACGUAUGCGUGCCAUCCUGGUGGACUGGUUGGUCCAAGUUCAUUCCAAGUUUAGGCUUCUACAGGAAACUCUGUACAUGUGCAUUGCCAUCAUGGACCGGUUCCUCCAGGCUCAGCCCGUCUGCCGGAAGAAGCUGCAGCUGGUUGGGAUCACAGCUCUGCUCUUGGCUUCCAAAUAUGAGGAGAUGUUUUCCCCCAAUAUCGAAGACUUUGUUUAUAUCACAGACAAUGCUUACACCAGUUCCCAAAUCCGAGAAAUGGAGACUCUGAUUUUGAAAGAGCUGAAAUUCGAGUUAGGCCGGCCUUUGCCACUCCACUUCUUAAGGCGAGCCUCCAAAGCUGGGGAGGUGGACGUGGAGCAGCACACGUUAGCCAAGUACCUGAUGGAGCUGACGCUCAUCGACUAUGACAUGGUGCAUUACCACCCUUCUCAGGUCGCAGCUGCCGCCUCCUGCCUGGCUCAGAAGGUGCUGGGCCAGGGAAGAUGGAAUUUGAAGCAGCAGUAUUACACAGGAUACAUGGAGAGUGAGGUGCUGGAAGUCAUGCAGCACAUGGCCAAGAACGUGGUGAAAGUCAAUGAAAACCUCACCAAAUUCAUCGCUGUCAAGAACAAGUAUGCCAGCAGCAGGCUCCUGAAGAUCAGCACGAUCCCCCAGCUGAACUCCAAAACCAUCAAAGACCUUGCCUCCCCUCUGUUGGGCAGGCUCUAGGCAUCUCUGAUUUUGUACAUACUCUAGUUUACUUCACAUCUUUCUCAGACUCAUUUUUUUAUGUAUUGAGAAAAAAUAAAGCUAUCGAUUUUCUUAAGAUAUCCUGUGUAUAUUUGUAUACUCUAUACUGAAGAAAUGUAAAGGGUUUACCCUAACUGUGCUUUGUAUUGAGGAAGAAUAAAGCUAUUGAUUUCCUUAA
Molecule: messenger RNA, 1512 nt
Organism: Alexandromys fortis (reed vole)
Lineage: Eukaryota; Metazoa; Chordata; Mammalia; Rodentia; Cricetidae
Gene: Ccnb2
Product: cyclin B2
Exons: 9
Coding region: 129-1313 (394 amino acids)
Biological process (GO): mitotic cell cycle phase transition; regulation of cyclin-dependent protein serine/threonine kinase activity
Cellular component (GO): cyclin-dependent protein kinase holoenzyme complex; cytoplasm; nucleus
Molecular function (GO): cyclin-dependent protein serine/threonine kinase regulator activity
Source: RefSeq, a predicted model, not a curated record